GACAAUUUUCCGGCCCCCCCGCCCCACUUCCGGGGCCACCACUUUCACUUUCUCUUCCGCCGGAGCUGGUCCCCUGCUUCCGAAUGACAGGCGCCUCCGGGAGCGCUGGGGUGGCCUGGAGGAAGCAUUUCCACGAAGCCACAGCCCCCCUCUGGGGGAUGGGCGCAGCCAAGCCAGAUGGACGAGAAGAUCAAGAAAGCAGAGGAGAUGGCCCUAAGUCUCGCCCGGGCAGUGGCUGGUGGGGAUGAACAGGCGGCUAUGAAGUGUGCCAUCUGGCUGGCAGAGCAACGGGUGCCCGUGAGUGUGAAACUGAAGCCUGAGGUCUCCCUGACACAGGACAUCAGCUGGUGGCCAUGGCGGACCUGUGGCCCCCCUCUCCCCUCCAGGCUGUGUGUCAGCGUGGAGGAUGCCCAGAUGCACACCGUCACCAUCUGGCUCACUGUGCGCCCUGAUAUGACCGUGGCCUCCCUCAAGGACAUGGUAUUCCUGGACUAUGGCUUCCCACCCACACUGCAGCAGUGGGUAAUUGGGCAGCGGUUGGCACGGGACCAGGAGACUUUACACUCCCAUGGCGUGCGGCGGAAUGGGGACAGUGCCUACCUCUACCUGCUGUCAGCCUGCAACACCUCGCUUAACCCUCGGGAGCUGCAGCGGGAGCGGCAGCUGCGGAUGCUGGAAGAUCUGGGAUUCAAGGAUCUCACGCUGCAGCCAAGGGGUCCCCUGGAGCCAGAUCCUUCCAAGUCCGGGGCCCCCCAGGAGCCUGGCCAGCAGCCAGAUGCAGUGCCCGAGCCCCCACCGGUGGGCUGGCAGUGCCCUGGCUGCACCUUCAUCAACAAGCCCACGCGACCUGGCUGCGAGAUGUGCUGCCAGGCGCGGCCAGAGACCUACCAGGUUCCCACCUCUUAUCAGCCGGAUGCGGAGGAGCGAGCGCGCCUGGCCAGCGAGGAAGAGGCGCUGCGCCAGUACCAGCAGCGGAAGCAGCAGCAGCAGGAGGGGAACUACCUGCAGCACGUGCAGCUGGAGCAGCGGAGCCUGGUGCUGAACACCGAGCCCGCCGAGUGCCCCGUGUGCUACUCGGCGCUGGCGCCCGGCGAGGCGGUGGUGCUGCGCGAGUGCCUGCACACCUUCUGCAGGGAGUGCCUGCAGGGCACCAUCCGCAACUGCCAGGAGGCCGAGGUCUCCUGCCCCUUCAUCGACAACACCUACUCCUGCCCCGGCAAGCUGCUGGAGAGGGAGAUCCGGGCGCUCCUGAGCCCCGAGGAUUACCAGCGGUUUCUGGACCUGAGCGUCUCCAUUGCCGAGAACCGCAGCGCCUUCAGCUACCACUGCAAGACCCCAGACUGCAAGGGCUGGUGCUUCUUUGAGGAUGAUGUAAACGAGUUCACCUGCCCCGUGUGUUUCCACGUCAACUGCCUGCUCUGCAAGGCCAUCCACGAGCGCAUGAACUGCAGGGAGUAUCAGGACGACCUGGCCUUGCGCGCUCAGAAUGACGUGGCAGCCCGGCAGACCACGGAGAUGCUGAGGGUGCUGCUGCAGCAGGGCGAGGCCAUGCACUGCCCGCAGUGCCAUAUUGUGGUGCAGAAGAAGGAUGGGUGCGACUGGAUCCGCUGCACCGUCUGCCACACCGAGAUCUGCUGGGUCACCAAGGGCCCGCGGUGGGGCCCUGGGGGCCCCGGAGACACCAGUGGGGGCUGCCGCUGCCGUGUGAAUGGCAUUCCUUGCCACCCAAGCUGUCAGAACUGCCACUGAACCCAAGAUGGUGGACCCAGCCCUACAUCCCGAGGCAGUUGUGGGCAGGGCUGGGCUCAGAACUUGGCUCUGAUUUCUGGGCUGCAAGACCGUUUUGUGCUUUGGCCAAGGCAGAGGCCCUGUGGGGAUGGCCUGUUUGUGACAGGUGGUGUAGAGGCCCCACCUGAGCCUGCUGUUGGGUCACCUGUGCCCAGUGCCUUUAUCCUCUUCCUGCGGGCUUGCGGCCCAUCCCUCGCCUCGUCCCUGCAGCCCAGACCUUCUGGAAGGGGCUCUGUGAGCCACCGGCACCCCCACUCCUCGCCUGCAGGUAACAGCUAGCCACAGCUCGCCCCUCCACGUUGGCUUUCUGGGGUGAAUUUGCUCCGCCUUUGCUGUUGGAGGCUCAGAGCUGCUGAGACCGGGCCAGCUGAGAGCACGCCCUUGGGUCUGACCGCCACCAUCUCCCUCUGUUGCCUGCAUGAGCAGAUUAAAAUGCUUUUCCAGGAA
Molecule: messenger RNA, 2235 nt
Organism: Marmota flaviventris (yellow-bellied marmot)
Lineage: Eukaryota; Metazoa; Chordata; Mammalia; Rodentia; Sciuridae
Gene: Rbck1
Product: RANBP2-type and C3HC4-type zinc finger containing 1
Biological process (GO): proteasome-mediated ubiquitin-dependent protein catabolic process; positive regulation of canonical NF-kappaB signal transduction; protein linear polyubiquitination
Cellular component (GO): LUBAC complex
Molecular function (GO): ubiquitin binding; ubiquitin-protein transferase activity
Source: RefSeq, a predicted model, not a curated record